This is a messenger RNA of Paramecium sonneborni, 449 nucleotides long. The record is from the annotation of a GenBank genome assembly. Lineage: Eukaryota; Ciliophora; Oligohymenophorea; Peniculida; Parameciidae.
AUGACUAGUAGAUUAAUUAAUAGAUAUGUGAGAGAUUAAAAUGCUGAACAUUUAAAUUAAUAAUAAAAUUUCGUGUUGUCUGAUAUUUAGAGCAAUUUUAAUACAAAAGUUAUUGAUAAUCCAUAUAAAUAAGUUGAAACAGUUAUACCAAAUAGUAUUAAUAUUUAAAAAAUUUAGCCAAAAAUUCCAAUUUAUAUACUAAGAAAUUGGAAUAAUAGUUUGAAAAAAAAAUAAAGGAUAAAUUCAAAAAAAAAUAUGUAGAUACUAAUGAAUAUUUGGAACUUGUUGGUCAAAAUGUAUAUAAAAAAGAAUUAGAAUUUAUAAUGAAAGAACAACAAUAAGAAUACCAAUAUUUUGAAGAGAAAGCAGAUGAAGAAGAAGUUUAUUUUAAUAAUUGGAAUAAUUAGUAAUUAGCAAAAAUGAGCCAACCAUUAAUAUAACAUUUCUGA